AUGACAGGCCGUCAAAAUGAAUACUUUAUUCCGGGUGAAGGAAUCAGCCGCGAGGUGAUCCAAGCAGAUAUCUGUCGGUACCUUGGAAAUGACGCCCUUGUGCGACCGGGCAGCCAUGGUGGCCGCCAGGGAUUUUUUAUUCGUGCCUAUCGGAAUUUGACAUCAGAAAUGAUUGCUGAUCUGAAGGCUGACUCUGCUCGUUGGGAAGCGGACGUCUCACGUCGAGCUGAUCUAGGCUAUCCACGAGGUAGUUACAUUCAGGAUGUGAACAUGUCACACCCCCCUAACACUGGACCAGCGAGCUAUUCCACUUCAGCUGUCCAUGAGGUUCGUCAACAACAGGGGCCAUCCCCUACAACAUUCAGUGCUGCUCCUGCGCAGACAUAUAUGGACCCUUAUUCCCAAGGCUCAUAUGCCGGAACCCAAAAUGCUCCCUACAACCAACCCCCUUCUUCCUACAGCUCCACACAUUCACCUUACGGAUCAGGCCAAGCUCCGUAUCCUCCCCCUCAAGUCACCUACCCUGGCUCCACGCAGCCUGUCGUGACAGCUGCGGAUAUGCACCCUUCUUCCUACACCUACGCGGCCGGCUAUGGUUAUGAGGGCGGCCGAAAUGCCCCUGAGAUACCCAGGACCCGGCUAUGA
This is a messenger RNA of Penicillium malachiteum, 645 nucleotides long. RefSeq lists its product as uncharacterized. The transcript has 3 exons. The record is from RefSeq and is a predicted model, not a curated record. Lineage: Eukaryota; Fungi; Ascomycota; Eurotiomycetes; Eurotiales; Aspergillaceae. Bases 1 to 645 code for a protein of 214 amino acids.